AUGUGGACAUCCGAUUCCAAUAAAUCAUAUAUAACAGUGACGUGCCAUUUUAUAUUUGACGACCAAUUAUAUUCACCAGUAAUUGCAACUAAAGACGUUUCUAACAGACACACUGGUCAAAGUAUAGCCGCUACACUUACAAAUAUUUUUAAUGAGUGGAAUAUAGCAAAUAAAAUAAUAACUGUGGUAUCAGACAAUGGGUCAAAUAUUAAAAACGCAAUAAACGAACACCUUCUUAAACGCCAUCACCCAUGUGUGGCACACACACUAAACUUGAGUAUAAAUGAGGCAAUAAAUGGAAACUCUGAUAUAAAUCAAAUUUUAAAAAAAUGUAGGACGAUAGUAGGGUAUUUCAAGCACAUCAGCAAAGCUACUGAAAAACUCAAAGAUUUUCACUUGCAAAUGAACUUACCUCCAUUAAAAGUUAAGCAAGAUGUGCCUACAAGGUGGAAUUCUAGUUUUAUAAUGAUGGAAAGACUUGUAAACAUUAAAGCCCCUUUAUCUGCUACUAUGUCAACUCUACCUCGGGCACCAAAUUAUUUAAAUGCAUCCGAGUGGGAGAUAAUAUUAGAUUGUACUCAUAUUUUAAAGCCAUUUCAAAUAAUGACAGCGAAAUUAUCAGGUGAAAAGUACCCAACAUUAAGUGUGGUUAUAGGUUAUACCACUUAUUAG
Macrosiphum euphorbiae (potato aphid) is the source of this 672-nucleotide messenger RNA. The record is from the annotation of a GenBank genome assembly. Lineage: Eukaryota; Metazoa; Arthropoda; Insecta; Hemiptera; Aphididae.